AUGGCAGGGGCAACAGCAAUAAUAUCGAAGAGUGCAGCUGCGCCGAUUGAGAGAGUGAAGCUUUUGUUGCAGAAUCAGGGAGAGUUGUUGAAGAGAGGGCAUCUAAUGAGGCCUUAUACCGGGGUUGGUGAUUGCUUUAGAAGGGUUUUGAGAGAGGAGGGUCUAUUUUCCUUUUGGAGGGGUAACCAGGCCAAUGUCAUACGAUAUUUCCCAACCCAGCAUCUUUGCCGGCAUGCAAGCAAUGGUGGUGAUGGAAUUCUUGAAAUGGCUUUCAACUUUGCAUUCAAAGGGUACUUCAAGAGCCUAUUUGGAUGUUCAAAAGAGCGAGAUGGCUAUAUAAAGUGGUUUGCUGGAAAUGUUGCUUCAGGGAGUGCUGCUGGAGCAACCACUUCAUUGUUUUUGUAUCACUUAGAUUAUGCACGGACCCGCCUUGGCACCGAUGCAAGGGAGUGCCCAAUUAGUGGUAAACGGCAAUUUAAUGGCCUACUGGAUGUAUAUCGUAGGACCUAUUCAAGUGACGGAAUCGUAGGCCUGUAUCGGGGAUUUGGGGUUUCGAUCAUGGGAAUUACUCUUUACCGAGGCAUGUACUUUGGGAUCUAUGACACCAUGAAACCUAUUGUUUUAGUUGGUCGUUUUCAGGACAGUUUCUUUGCUAGUUUCUUCUUGGGUUGGAGUGUGACAACAGUUUCUGGGGUCUGCGCCUAUCCCUUUGACACAUUGCGACGUAGAAUGAUGCUAACCUCUGGACAACCGUUGAAGUAUCAUAAUGCCAGGCAUGCAUUCUGUGAAAUAAUUUGCCUUGAAGGUUUUAGCGCACUGUUUCGAGGAGUUACUGCAAACAUACUUCUUGGUGUGGCAGGGGCUGGAGUACUUGCAGGAUAUGAUCAACUUCACCGAGUUGCAUAUAGAGUUGGUCAUACUUUUUGA
Molecule: messenger RNA, 927 nt
Organism: Ilex paraguariensis (yerba mate)
Lineage: Eukaryota; Viridiplantae; Streptophyta; Magnoliopsida; Aquifoliales; Aquifoliaceae
Source: the annotation of a GenBank genome assembly